UCCAUAUUUAAGCACAGAAUGUUGCUUCCUUUUCGUUUCCUUUCGUUUCGUUUUCUCGGCUGCAGAGCAAGAAUUUGCAACAUUGGUUAAAUACUUCCUGUUUCGUUUAAAAAGUACUUAGCAUAAUUACUAAUUGGCCUACCUGAUCAUAGAAAUACAAAGGAGCAAUCCUGGAUGGAGAGGUCAUUAUUUCGUCCCGAUUGAAUCCUCUUGUAUGUCCUCAGGAGAAAGAUGCAGAUAAAACGUACAAUGCGUCUUGAAAAAAUAUGGACAAUUACAAACUUUAGUGCGCGUGAAUCCUCCUUUCACCUGUGCUAACAUGCCUGUGCGCUCUUUGUGCAGGGCUUGUUGCUAGGUGACACAUUUCUUUACACUCGUGUGCGCAAACUCGCGAUAUGAACUGUUACAGAUUUGCAUGAAAUAAAAAUGCAAUUACACACAGCAUAACUUACAAUAACUGAUAUCCUACACUGGGCACACAGCUGGAGUAACACAGUCUUUACUGAGGAGCUGUAUAGUCAUUCACAGGUGUGCGACAGGUAACCUGAGACUCUCUCUGUGACUGGAUGUUCAGAGGAAAUGAUGAUACCAGCAGGCAGUGCAGCUUUUGCAGGUCGUGUAUUAGGACAUGAUGGUCACAUAACCAAGCACAGAGAGAUUACAGUGGCGUUGUGUUGCUCUUCUAUUACAGUUUGUUCCCAGAUGGAGAAAAAUAUCUGUUUAGAAAUAAAAGUUUUCGCCUCUCAGGACAGAGGAGGAUCGUCUUCCUCUCCACGGUUCAAGUCUUUACACAGAGAUGCUCUAAUAGCUCAUUAUUGGCUCAGCUUCCUCCAGCACACUUUUCUGCUUUGACCACUGGAGGCUCUCAGCAGCUUAUGCGUCACUUCACCUCUCAGUCGCUGAUCAUGGCGGAGCUACAGCUACAGCACGAAGUGCAGCCUCAACUUCUUAAUGGGGACGACUUGAACGAAGAGAGAGAGGAUGCAGACGCUACAGAAUCAGUGAAGAAGAAGAGAAGAAAGAAGAAGAGGAAUAAGACCACGGGACCAGCAGGGACAAAUGAGGCUGAGGGGGAUGGAGGAGAAGCCGGAGGUGUUGGUGAUGUGACAAAACAGUUGGAGCAGCAAACGCUGGAAGACAAAGAGAGGGAGGAGGAUGGAGAAGAAGAUGGUGAAGAGGGAGAGAACUCAGCUGGAAAAAAGAAGAAGAAGAAGAAAAAGAAGAAGGGAUUGAAGGGACAGACUGACCCUCCCUCAAUCCCUAUUUGUGAGCUCUAUCCCAGUGGAGACUUUCCAAAGGGAGAGGAGUGUGAAUAUCCACCAUCGAAAGACGGGCGCAGUGCAGCGUGGCGGACCACCAGUGAAGAGAAGCGGGCGCUGGACAGGGCCAACGAGGAGAUGUGGAGUGAUUUCAGGCAGGCGGCCGAGGCACAUCGGCAGGUUCGCAGCUACGUCAGGAGCUGGAUCCAACCAGGGAUGACCAUGAUUGACAUCUGUGAGAGGCUGGAGGACUGCUCCAGGAAGCUCAUCAAAGAAAACGGGCUUAAGGCAGGCCUGGCUUUCCCCACCGGCUGCUCCAUCAACCACUGUGCCGCCCACUACACCCCUAAUGCAGGAGACCCCACUGUGCUGCGCUACGACGAUGUCUGCAAAAUCGACUUUGGAACACACAUCAACGGUCGAAUUAUAGACUGUGCCUUCACCGUCACUUUCAAUCCAAAGUUCGACCGGCUGCUGGAGGCCGUGAGAGACGCAACUAAUACUGGGAUCAAGUUUGCAGGGAUUGAUGUGCGCCUGUGCGACGUCGGGGAGACCAUUCAAGAGGUCAUGGAGUCGUAUGAAGUGGAGAUAGAUGGGAAAACAUAUCAAGUGAAGCCAAUCAGGAACCUGAACGGUCACUCCAUCGGACAGUACAGGAUACACUCUGGGAAAACAGUCCCUAUUGUGAAAGGAGGAGAAGCCACAAGGAUGGAGGAAGGUGAAGCUUAUGCAAUUGAGACAUUUGGCAGCACAGGAAGAGGAGCAGUCCACGAUGACAUGGAGUGCUCACAUUACAUGAAAAACUUCAAUGUUGGACACGUACCAAUAAGACUUCCAAGGGCUAAACAUCUGCUGAACGUGAUCAAUGAGAACUUUGGUACUCUGGCAUUCUGCCGCCGCUGGCUGGACCGCCUGGGCGAGAGCAAGUACCUGAUGGCAUUGAAGAACCUGUGCGACCUCGGCAUCAUAGACCCCUACCCUCCUCUCUGCGACAUCAAGGGCAGCUACACGGCCCAAUACGAGCACACCAUCCUUCUCAGGCCCACCUUUAAAGAGGUUGUGAGCCGUGGCGACGACUACUAAACAUGCGCCAAAAACUGGAGGCGAAACCGGGAGGAGCAUGACAGCUCUGAGACAACAAACCUCUGCAGACUGACAGCAACUUAUGCAAUAUUUCUCUGAUCUACAUUUCCACUGCUUCUGUACCUUUAGGUGAUUCUUUUAGCAAGAGCAAAAGACUAGUGUCAUGGCAGUAGCUUGAUAGUAUUUUUUUUUCAACAGGAUCAAGCCAAUAGACAAAGGACAUAUCUUUGAGUAACAUACUAACGUAGUGCUGUUAUUUUAGUCAGAUGUUUAUGUGCUGCUUUUAGAACAAUAUGCAAAAGAAAUAUAUGCAAAAGGAUCAUGCAAAAAAUAUUUUGGGGAACUCCUCGGCCAACAAUAUUAUGCUUUAUUGCCUUGUUAAGACCUUGUGAGGGAAAAUACAACUGCUCUGAAAUAUUUAUAUUUCUAUAUUUCUUUGCUCUAUUUUAAGUUCAGGCAGUUUUAUAAGAAAUAAAUUGUUAUAAAUCUU
Molecule: messenger RNA, 2832 nt
Organism: Notolabrus celidotus (New Zealand spotty)
Lineage: Eukaryota; Metazoa; Chordata; Actinopteri; Labriformes; Labridae
Product: methionine aminopeptidase 2-like
Exons: 11
Coding region: 876-2342 (488 amino acids)
Biological process (GO): proteolysis
Molecular function (GO): metalloaminopeptidase activity
Source: RefSeq, a predicted model, not a curated record